UUCUCCACCAGAGUUAGGCUAGGCCUGCAGGUCUGUGGCGAGCCGCGGCCGUGGGUCUCUCUUCCGCAGGAUGGGGUUUGUGAAAGUUGUCAAGAAUAAGGCCUACUUCAAGCAGUACCAAGUGAAAUUCAGAAGACGGCGAGAGGGUAAAACCGAUUACUAUGCCCGGAAACGCUUGGUCAUCCAGGAUAAAAACAAGUACAACACCCCGAAGUACAGGAUGAUCGUCCGCGUCACCAACCGAGACAUCAUCUGUCAGAUCGCUUAUGCCCGUAUAGAAGGAGAUAUGAUAGUUUGUGCAGCUUAUGCUCAUGAACUCCCCAAGUACGGUGUGAAGGUUGGCCUGACAAAUUAUGCUGCAGCAUAUUGUACUGGCCUGCUGCUGGCCCGCAGGGUAUGUACAGGAUUACUUUAUAGUUGAUGUAUCUUGGAAUUA
Molecule: messenger RNA, 436 nt
Organism: Myotis davidii
Lineage: Eukaryota; Metazoa; Chordata; Mammalia; Chiroptera; Vespertilionidae
Product: 60S ribosomal protein L5-like
Exons: 1
Coding region: 71-421 (116 amino acids)
Biological process (GO): ribosomal large subunit assembly; translation
Cellular component (GO): cytosolic large ribosomal subunit; ribosome
Molecular function (GO): structural constituent of ribosome; 5S rRNA binding
Source: RefSeq, a predicted model, not a curated record